UUUGAGGAACGCCAGGGGUGUUGCAGCGAACGCUCUGCUGCAAAAUCAUCCAAGCGAUGCGCGCCUCCCAAGAAUAAACCCAGUUAUGGCGUGCUCAUGAUUUGUGUGUAGAAUCGAAUGUCAUGUUUGGGUAUUAUGGACUGUGAAUUACAGGCGCAAUGACAAAUUCCUAUUUGAUGCGGACAGUAUGAUACUCAGACGUGUCUAGAAUCUCAGGUUCUCCAGUGAUGGGCGCUCGAGUGUGUGACGUUUCACCGCGAGAUGAUCACAAUGUAUGAAUACGGCGCAGCUUACGUUCAAGCGGUCGGCCGCGAACAGAUUCAAUAAUUACUGGCGACAUUGGGAGUUAUUUUUCUAACGGAAAAAAAUGUUUUUUAGGUUCUGCAUUUUGCAACAUAGUAAAUUUGUUCGUUCUCUCUCCUUGCGGGUGAGCGCGCGGCCGCAUGGACCUGGGAGAUGCGUGACGCGCCUGUACCGCAUCUCCUGGAUGGCAGGUAGGCUCCAUCACAUCUCUGUGAAAAAAUAGGCUAUGGAAAGAAAGAAAUGCGGCGACUGCUAUAGGCUAACUGUUUGUGUGUUCGAGAGAUUUUGAUGAGGCUUUUUCCUUUUCUUUCAGUUACAAGUAGGUUAGUUUAACACUGUCGGCCGAUUGUCAGCAUUCAGUCUUAAAUAGGCUUCAAAAUUUGAGCUAUUAACAGCUCGCGCUUGCCGCCCUUUUUAUCACUAAAAUGUAUCAAUUUGUCUAUUUCUGCGAAAGUGUAGGCAUACUGUGGGAAAAUGUAAAAAUGUCCACUAGACGAUGUGUCCUAACGAUAAAGAUGGGAUAAUAAGCUGGGAAUUGUGUCAUGACCGACAAUAUUAUAGGUUAAUUAGGAUACAACAACUAAAUCCGUUGUAGGCUAUCGUUUCAUGGACUAUUUUAAAUUGGCUGAAUACAUUUUUUUUUAAAUGAAUUAACCCGCACCAUGGCUGUCAGAUUUGUGAGAUGCAUGAUGUUUGUUGGCAGACGUGGCCUAGUAUAAGCUCCCCAAUAAUGGGGUCAGCCAGCCAGCUAUCAAAUGUGACAGGACACUGGUAAGGCAGCCUGUCUACUGCUUUAAUAGCCUAGUUAAAAAUAGGCAUUAAACCAUUAAAUGUUUCUAUACGAUGGAUAUAUUUUUAUUACAAGGCCUUAUCUAAAUAGAUUUGUAUUAUUAGAUAUUUUCAUAUAGGGCCUCCUGGUCGCAAGAAAGCAUGCAGUGAUGAUGCUAUAUAGAAAAGAUGGCAUCGCACGUGUGUGAUGUGACUACUCGCAGGCAAAGGAAAGUAUGAUCCUGAUGAGCACGGGUUCGAGGAUGUGCCCCAGAGCCUCUCAGGGCCUCCGCACUUAUUGCGCGCAUCUGCUGGUAGCUUCCUUGCUGGUGAUGUCAAGCUCACCUGUUGCAGGCGGUGUAGACUCCAACGGAACGACAGCAGCACGGUCCUCAUCACGGUCGUCAUCACGGUUGUCAUCGUCACCCUCUUCCAGAUGGCCAGGUGCUAGCCCACCCAAAGACAGUGGUCACCCUGGUAACACUGACGCUGCCUCAGUGGAUGAUGAAGCUCAGGGCAUACACCUCCUGCUGAGACCCCCGGACCUGCUGUCCCCCAGUCACCCCCCUCCUCUGCCCCCCCACAGCCAGCCCACCCUCACCCCUCCUCCGCCCUGGGAGCACGCCCCCUCCCUAGAGGAGGCCUGGGGCUCUGGAGACUACCUGGAGACACUCUCCUUCAUGGACCCAGAGGGGGAGGAACUGGCCCUGGCCACAACAUUACCCAGCCACACCUACGACCCUGGCGACGGGGCCUCCUACGACACCUCCUUCCCCUCCCGCCCAACACUCCCACUGUCCUCCAGCCUCCUCCGACCCUCUACGUCCCCCACCUCCCCCCUCCGGGAGGGCCUCCCCUUCACCCACCCUGCUGAACCUGAGGGAUACCCUCCCUGGUAUGAAGAAGACUAUGACCUGGGGGACAUGUUUCCUCUAGAGCCCACGGAGCUGCUGCUGCCGGAUAUGAACAGUCUGGAGUAUUACACCAAUCUGCUGGCCAGAGAGAGAGAUGAGGAGAAGAACAGGGAGAGGGAACAGGAGACAGAGAGGGAGAGGGAGCGAGAACGGGAGAGAGAGAGAGAAAGAGAAAGGGAGCGAGAACGGGAGAGAGAGAGAGAAAGGGAGCAAGAGCGAGAGAGAGAGAGGGAAAGGGAGCAAGAACAGGAGAGAGAGAGGGAAAGGGAGAGAGAACGGGAGAGAGAGAGGGAAAGGGAGAGGGAUAAAGAUGGGGAAAGAGACAGAGAUGGAGAAAUUGUCAUCCCACCCCCAAAGACCACCCCUAAACUCGGCAUCACACCCACCGCUACCACAAAAACACACACCCACACACACACUCAGUCCCCGUCCCCCUCCCCUAGCACAGGGCCCCCUCCAGCCCAGGAUCACAAGCACCCCCUUGUCCCCUCAGCGGGUCCCACCCCGCCCCUGACCCUCUCACCCACUCCCUGGGAUGGUCAAGGUACCCUCACCCCUGGAGUUAGACCCACCUCCAGAGUACCCCUUCAGCCUCCUGUUCUGCGGCCCAGAGUCCCCCCAGCUACCCCUGGCAGACACCCUCCACUGCCCCCCUCGAACACCACCAGCCUGGCUCGCCCCCCCAUGCUGCGACCUCCAGGGAGGGACCCCAUAAAACCACCACCCCCACCACCCGUGACCGAGGUCCCCGGCAACCGACCGACGACCACUACCAAGGCAACCACUGUUACCACGACAACCACUGGCACCCUGGCGAGCAUCACCUGGACUCCCCCAGUUCAGGCCCCUCCAGGACGCCAGUACCUGUGUAACGUCACCAAGCCUGACAUGUACCUGGUCAGAGUGGUCCUGCCUAAGUCUGCCUCCACGGUGGGCUUUGGCCAGGUCAGGGACAUCUUGAAGAGGGAGUUCAACUGCUCAGUGGAGCUGCAGGUCCUGAGAACUCCGUCUAGCUUUGCGUUCCGUGCUGUGGCGGGACCUCUGAUCUUCACCGCCAUGUCUGUCAUCAACGCUCUGCGCCAGUCAACACCAGGCUCCUCCUCGUUCCCCACUGUCUCACCCCUCUACAGCAUACCUGAUCACAAGUACCAGAUACACUCUGUGCUGCAGUUCGUGCCCAGUCACGUGGAUGUGCGUGUGUGUAACUUCAGUGAGCGAGUGGAGAGAGGAUUGCUGAUGGCCUACACAGAGACACGCAGACGCACACACAAAUUUGGCAACGUUACUGUACAGCUUCUGAACAUCACCAUGGGGCAGGCCAAGCCACAGGGUGACCAGAAGGUUCCGGUGGACAUCACGUUUGCGUUGCGUGAUGGACGGGGCUACCUGUUAGGGUCAGAGGUCAGCGCUCACCUGAGACACCUAAGCACGGUGGAGUUCAGCUUCUACCUGGGCUUCCCCGCGCUGCAGAUCGCUGAACCCUUCCACUACCCCGAGCUGAACGUUUCUCACCAUCUACGCUCCUCUUGGGUCCGCACAGUGUUACUGGGUGUCCAGGAGCAGACGGUGACUGAGCGGAGCUUCAAGGCUCGUCUGGAGCGCCGUCUGGCCCUGCUGCUGGAGGAGGGGCUGGGGGAGGGGAGUCAACGACCCCGCUGGAAGAGAUCCACGGCCGUGGGUAACAACAGCUUACAGGUGGUGCGUGUGUCGAGACUGGCAGGUUCAGGGCGUUCUCUGGAAGUGGUGUAUUUCGCGGAGGGACCAGGGGGGGAGAGAGUUCCUGCUGAUGCCACCGCUGCCACCCUCAACCGCCUGGAGCUGCAACGGGCUGCCAUCGUACUGGGGCACCGCGUCCAGAGACCCCUUGCCCAGCCUGUGGAGACGCUGACAGUGCCCCCGUCUGAGACUCAGAGCAGCAGUGUCUGGCUGAUUGUGGGGGUGGUGGUGCCUGUCCUGCUGGCUAUCUUCAUCAUCAUCAUCCUCUACUGGAAACUGUGUGGCUCGGAGAAGCUGGAGUUCCAGCCUGACGCCAUCAACACCAUCCAGCAGAGACAGAAGCUGCAGGCUCCCAGUGUGAAAGGGUUUGACUUCGCCAAGCUCCACCUGGGGCAGCACAGUAAGGAUGACAUCAUGGUGAUCCAGGAGCCUGGUGCCCUCCCUGUGCCCAUCAAAGAGGCCACCCCCUCUGAAGGAGGGGAUGUCAACACUCCCAAAUCCAAGGGCUCCUCCACCAAGGCUGCCCGCGCUAACCGCCGUAGGGGGAGACUGUCCCCGUCAGAUGGUGACUCGUUAGGUAGCGACCAAUCGAGUGGCAGAGAGUCUACAGAGGAGACCACCAGACAUGUGGCCACGCCCCACGAGGGGAAACCGCACCGAAACAAAACGCCCAAGAAUGGGAGGAAUAAGAUGGUCCCUCCCACAGGCAGUGGUCCAGAUGAGCUUCUCUCCUCUUCCUCCAUCUUCGACCACGUGGACCGUUUGUCCCGAGGCUCGUCUGACGGCAGGGGUCGCCAGGCCAACAAGGUCCAGUUGAUUGCCAUGCAGCCCCGGCCCAGCCCACCACAACGCUCACACAGCCCCACCCUCACAGAGAGGGUCAGCGCAGAGGUGGCUCUGAGACAUAAGUCGGAGAUCGAGCACCACAGGAACAAGCUGCGUCAGCGGGCUAAGAGGCGGGGCCAGUGUGAGUUCCCCUCUAUGGAUGACAUCCUGGAUGCCUUCGGCCAGGCGCAGGAGGAGGCGGGGCAGGGAGGGUGUCCCCAGCGCCUCUACAGCUCAGCCCAUGACCACAUGGACAGCAUCCUGCACACCGACCCCCCCUCGCCCCCCACCCCAGGGGAAUCCAGGAAGAGGGGGAGGCGCUCUCCUCGGGGCCGGCGGAGGCAGCAGGGGAAUGGCAGUCUACCAGACACAGACAGACUGACGGACAGAGACCGCCUGCUCACAGACAACAGCGCCACCUACAGGAAAUACCCUGGACUCAACAAUGUGGCCUACAUGUCGGACCCGGAUCUACCGCCAGACCACGGCAGCCCCUCCCCUAACGAUGAGGUGUUUGACCACGCACCUCCCCCGCCUCCCUACGUGCCCCCCCAGCCGUCCAUCGAGGAGGCGCGGCAACAGAUGCACUCCCUAUUGGACGAUGCCUUCGCCCUGGUGUCACCCUCCUCCCAGGGCAGCGUCAGUGUCGGGGUCACGCAGGUCAGCACCGCCCUGCCGAGCCCCUCUCCCUCCCCACAGACACGCCCAUCACGCCAGUGGGGCUCCUACCCCGCAGCCCCCACACACAGCCCCUUCUCUGCGAGGUAUGCAGAGUUGGGGAUGUCUCCCUCGUCAGUACAAGGCCUGUUGCAGAGGCAGGGCCUGGGUUCGGGGGCCUAUGUUACUGCAGAGGAGCAGCUGCAGGAGUCUGUCUACGCCAACAGGGGGCAGUAUGAAGAGCCUCCCUCCUCCUCCAGACCUCGGCCUGUUGGGGGGAGCACAGGUGCUCAGCUGCAUCACCUGACUCAGGUGGGCUUGUCGAGCCGGAUCAGUGCGUACCCUGGGGUGGGCCGCAGCGUCUCUGGGCCAACAGGCUCCAGCUGGAACCAGCAGCCUUUAGAACAGGACCUCUCCGGACCUGGAGCCAGCAGAGAGAGUGUGCUGUCGUUCCCUGAGUUCUCCUCCCCCGCUGUGUUUCAGAUGCCCAGCUCCUCUCUGGGAGACCAUUCUGUCCCCCCGAUGCUCCUGGCCCCUCCCACUCCAGAGUUCCCCCUAGACGAGUCCUCCCCCUCAGCCCAAAGCUCCGCCUCCCUCAUCAAGGCCAUCAGGGAGGAGCUACGACGACUCGCCCAGAAACAGGUUGCUGUGGCCGGCACCUACUCCUAGACCAGUGUGAGCCCCUACACCAUAACUGGUCCGAACCAGUUUGAACUACUCAUCCUAAACAAGUAUGGACCAAUCGGAACCACUACCCCAAACUAGUUUGAAACAGUUAGAACCACUUGCCCUAAACUGGUCUAAAGAGGCUUACACUGCUUUUCAUAAGCUGGUCUGAACAAGACUCAGCCAGUCUGCAACAGAUACGAUUUCCUUACAACAAUAACAUCACUGUUCUUUAAAGGGUUCUUCUCUCUGUAAAGGUUCCUCAUUCUACAGCACAGUGUUUCCACUGGACGGGAGGAUCGAGUGCUUCCGCGAGAGAGGCCGUCUCUCCCCUUCCUGACCUCCUGUAUGUGGUGCUAAACCUCAGCGUAAUGUCUCCUGUCAUUAAGUUAACCACGCAUUGCCUUCAACAUACAUUCAUCAUCAGCCAUGUUGGUGAGGUCUUCUCCAUUCAUCAGCCAUAUUGGUGAGGUCUUGCACUGUAGAGAGAGUUGGAGACUUGGAGUGUAGUGUACUUUGGGCAUGGGGGAUUUUAAUAUAUAGAUGAAAAAAGUAUAUAAAAAUGAAAAUAUUAUAUGUAAAGAGAUAUAAAAAUCCCAAGUGAGCACAAUAUGAAUUAAUAAGAGUGACCAAUGGAGUAUUGAAAUUGUAUUUAUUUUUUAUUGCUCUGAAAGUAUACUUUUAAAUCCUUUAUUUUGACCAAAGACCAAUACUGUUUGGAUGUUCUAUGGCUGUAUUCUCCCUGUGUUAGCGCUCACUUUUGCCGUGGAGCUGAUCAUAACGUUGUUUAUCGCAGUGGAGACGUCGCUUAGCAUAGUCGCUCGCUGCUCGUGCGUUCAUGUGUUGCUGGUACAAAAAUUGAGGAAAAAAAGGUAUUAUACGUUGCAGAUAUAUAACGUGUGUAUAUAUAGCGCUUUUCAGUAGGUGUCAAAAGACUUGACAUGGGGCUAACCUAUCCCAUCCACCACCAAUGUGACUUUCUGCGGCAGAACUCUCACAGAACAAAGGCAUUUCUGUGGUGACGAUUGACUGUCGAAUUGUGAUAGUGUUUCUCUUGGUGGGAAGAGCUGGAAAACCACUCAUGCUUGACAACCACAUAAAAUAGGCUACCUGUGAAAUUUAAGAUUGAAAUAGGAAUGAUUUUACACCACAUCGACAUAAGGUGAUUUGGGGAAUUUUGAUGGGAUGGUUUAUAGUGAGUGAAAAACACCUACAUGUCUAAUUUCCCCCAAAUAGCUUCCUCUCCUUAUCUCCUUUCCUUAGUCAACUAUUAUCCAAAGGGAUGUAAAGGUGAACCUCUCGAAGAGGUGAAUCUAGGAAACAAAGCCAUUUAGGACAAAUGGACAUACUAUACUCUAGCAGUUGGUGGGUUUGGUGGUGGUUAAGUGCUCUUUGUCUCCAUCUGCUGGUGGUAUGGCUGCAUGGCUGGCUUCCAUCUUUGCUUCAGGUUGUUUUCUCUGAGGUCUUAUUGUAUUGAGUUUGGUCAAUGGUCAGUAAUGUGUGGGUUUGUGCAGGCAAGAGAAGGCUUGCCCAUCCAGCUCUGUGCUCUAGCUAUCUACAGCAUGUUGACUAUGUUUGAGGCUUGGCUAGCUAGCUAUUAGUGAUGUGACUGUUGUUGUUGUCUUCUCUCAGGCAUUCUGCUAAAAUAAGUACAAAAGAAAUGUUUAAAACAAAAGUUAAACUGAAGAGUUGUAACACACAAGUAAAGAGUGAGGAGUGUUAUACAGUGCCACCCGAACCUGAUCCAUCCAAGCACAUAAUACAUCAUGAUAAUCAAGCAGUAGAAAAGAUGCACUAUGUAAGUGUCAUUCUGUUAUACUCUUGUUUUGCCUUUUCUAAUAAUUUGUUUUAACCUAAAUGAAAAUAAAUACAGUAUAUAAAAUAAAUAUUAGCGUAAAAUAUGUCAAACUAUUUUAUCUGUGAUUGCUCAAUUAUAUGGACAACCUUUCAACGGAAGGAUUAACACACCUUCCCUGUGGACCAAUCCUGAUUCAUAACUCUUCAUCUGCUGGGACUUAUAAACCUUCCUGAUUGGACCUGGCACCUGUCAAUAAGGCUGUGGGACUAUACACAGAGUGGAGUCACAGAGAUGUGUGUGCGAACAACAAACCGAUUCACCUGGUGCUACUAAGUAACUUACAGUAACAGACCCUUCACUCCCUCUGUACAGGGGUUUGGAGUGUGCUGAUGUCUCCUCAGUCUAACAGCAUCUCACACACAGCCUAUACCGACAUGGGGAGCACAGACACACACUGCCAACAGGGAAAACACACACACUCAGAAUUUGAUAUUCCUGUCUAAAAAGAUAGGAUUCACUUCAAACUCUGGACUUUGAGUAGCUGCAGCACCUCCUGAAUGUUUCAUAGUUCUGUGUUUUAUAGAUCUGUGAUUCAGACACCAGAGUGUCGGAGCAGGCUUGUUGUUGGCCCUAAUGCCCUGAGAUCAUACCCCUAUACUCUGUCUCUCUGUCCCCAGAGGGUAUGUGUUUUGUCUACUAUUGAGACUGGGGCGGGCCCAUCUAUAAGCCACACCCUGGGGCGUAUCUUCGACAUUGUAGUAGACGCUCAGGUGUGUUAAAUGUCAGACACGGGUGGGGUUCCUGCCCGACUACAUUCACAGACGUUGCAUUGCAUCAACGACUGCUCAGUCGGGCAUCGAAUUUCUAUAUCACAUGUGGUUAACUGAUAUGUUAAACACCUAUCCAGCUGUUGUGAGGUCUGGCAUGUGUCUGCAAUGUUGUCGGGCAGGAACACCACCAAUACCUGUUUUACAGCUCUCUCUCGCCCUCCCACUCUUCAUACCCCUCGCUCUCUCCCCUCCUUCGCCUUCUCUCUCUCUAUCCCUCUCUUUCUCCUCUCUCCUCCCUCUGAGCUGCAUCCCUGUGGUGUAUAGAGUCUGAAUGAUGUGUAAAUCAAACAUUAAAGAAAUGAUGUGUUUAAAGUCA
Salvelinus fontinalis (brook trout) is the source of this 8793-nucleotide messenger RNA. RefSeq names its product UPF0606 protein KIAA1549-like. The transcript has 21 exons. The coding region runs from base 1308 to 5852 and encodes 1514 amino acids. The record is from RefSeq and is a predicted model, not a curated record. NCBI's taxonomy places the organism in Eukaryota, Metazoa, Chordata, Actinopteri, Salmoniformes, Salmonidae.